UGUUUGGUCUAUAAAGCAUCACGUCACAAUUUGUGGAAGUGUCGUCAUCCAGAGACUGACCAAUAAUGUUUGGGAAUGACAAUAACAUUGCUGCUGAUAUUCUUAUAAGACACAGAAUAUACACUCUACAUAAGAUCACAAGUUUUGCUUCAAUCGGACACUGAUAAAUAUAUAAUAUCAUCGAUCAGCAGUCAACAAAUGUUGAUCCGACCGAACACAGUCCAGAGCCCAAAGGGAUUCAGUUUUAUUGUGAUGCCACAACAUGUCACAUUUGAGAGCAACAAAACAACCAGAGAACAAUCAAUGAAUUAUCAGAUUGUUGAGGCUCUGUAUGUAAACAUCUAGGAAGGAGCAGAACAACAUGUCACCCCUGUAUUUAUAUAGGCAGCAUGUCAGGAUGCACACACACAGUGCACAACAUCAUGAUUACAUUUCAUAUGCAAGUUCCCUCCAUCGACUUACAUCGCUCACUGUGAUCAUCAGAGUAAUUGCUGUUUGUACAUUAGGUAGCAAUUACAAUCAUCUGCUAAUAAACAGUCAAUAAAUCAGCAGGCAGACAGACAGAUAGGUGAUGCAAAUAUAGAAUAGAGAGUUUGAUGCCUUUAUGCUGAAGCUGGCUGUAAAGUGACCUUGUGUGUCCAGCUGCCUGCCUCCUGUUGGUGUUGGAGCAGAGGGAUGUCUCCUGCUCUGUGCUGUGUGAGCUGUGUGCUCUGCUGUGUGAGCUGUGUGCUCUGCUCUGUGCUGUAGAGGGGCUGUUCCCUCGCAGAUCUCAGCUCAGUCCGUCCAGAGCAGCGGCGGGGAUGAGCGCUGGGGACUAGGCGGCAACGCGACGACGCAUUGAACAGGUAAGAGCGGCUCCGGGUCGAGCUGUAUGUAAACCCGCCUGUAACCCAGCCGUCCACCGGGACUUGUAUUUCCCCCUACAUUUCGCGACACACGCGGUCGGUCAGGGGAGGCUUGAGAGCGGCUGCUGUGAGCCGCACACAGAGGUGGACGGUCGCAUCUGCGCUGCCUUCAACAUUUCCAGCCGUCCCUCAACUUGAAGCCCAGCCAGCUGCCUGGGCUGUCCGGCUGUCUCUGCCGCCUGCGCCGGGACCGGAGCGCUGAGGAGAGGGACCGCGGCGCCGCGAGGACGCGGCAUCGGAAGUGAUGGCCUCAGCUGCGCAGCUGUGCCGGUGAUCCUGCUGCUGCAUGUAGGGAAGAAGCAGAGACGCCUUGACAACCGACCUACCUUCCUCUCUCUCAAAAAAAAAAAAAAAAAAAAACAAGAGAAAGGAAAAAAAAGAAAAUACCACCAGCAUAAACAAAUGCGACCAUGUACAGCGUGGAGGACCUCCUCAUCUCUCAUGGAUACAAGCUGCCCAAGCAUCCAACAUCCUCCUCCACCCCUACCCCAGCCGCUGCAUCCUCAUCCCGCCAGGCUCCCUCAUCCUCACCGCCGUCCUACAGCAAACACCAUGAAAUCCUGGAGAACAUGCCUGGCCCCAGGACAGUGAACGGCUAUGAAAGAGGGCCCAUGGUGCCCUAUAGGAAUGGCGGCGGAGCCAGGCAGCCACAAGCGUAUGGUGGUGGCUGUCCCAACAACAACAAUGAACCCAGGGACAGAAGCCAGUCCAGGCGUGAGGGGGAGAACCGGAGCCAAACUGACACCCACUCGUUGGGAGAGUCGCUAACCUCAGACAGCGGAUUCUGUGAUGGCACCAGAGGUCCUCAGUCACAGUCCAAGGACGUGUCGUACUGGCGGAGGAGAGGCCAGGACUUCACUGUGUUGCUGGACUACGCUGACUUCAGAGAACCUCAUGGAGGUGGGCAGGGGGUUUAUGGUAGGCCUGAGGGGUCUCAACAAGCAAGAGGCCAAGAAUUGUCUGCGGAGGAGCGUCAGAGGUUGGCUCAGGAAAGGCAGCGCUGGGCAGCCCAGGCCCAGGCUCAGGCGCAGGCUCAAGCGCAGGUCCAGGCUCAGGCACGCUCUAGAGAGAGGGAAGUUGCCCUCCAUCAGUGGAGGAUGGUCGCUGAGAGGAAGUGCCAAAGCCUGGGGACAGAUGAGUGGCGUCCAGCUGUGAGCUUUGGCCGCCAGCUGUCACAGAGCGAGGGUGAGCGUUGGGCACAGGAGCAGCAGCGGCUUCAUGCCAGGACACCAGAGGGCAUGGUAGUCCACCCCAGGACCAAAGCAAAAUCCCAGUCCCUGCCCAGGAUGCUGCAGCCUGAGAGCCUGCAAUAUGUGGACAUAGCCUCCUCUGGACAGGAACUGUACAGGCGGAUCAAUGGCCACCCACUGUCACACCACGACCUGUACAGGGCGCCCCGCUGUCCGGAGAAUGGCAGGCCGGCUAGUGCCAACCAACUCUCAAUGACACCAAAGCCCCGUUUCACCCGACCCCCAAGACCUCCGUCCUAUGAGAUGCACCAGCAGAUCAGGGGAAGCUGUGAGGUGUUGUCUGGGAGGGACUCAGUGAUUUCCAUGUCCCGGGACAGAACGCCCAUUCCCAUAUCAAGGACAGUUGACCCCCAGUUGGACUAUUUUGCACAGGACUCUGGACCUCCAGGAUACAUCCCUCCUCCAUCUUACAAAAGAGCUCCAAUAAUGGGAGGGGGGCGCCGGGGAUAUGGGGAAAUUGCUGUUGACUACAGGUACAGAGGGGAUGUGUACCAGCAGAUACAUGUGGCUCCAGAUGGAUCUCACUGGUUCACCAGACAUCCAGCUGGCUCCUGGCCUGAUCCCCAGAGAGAUAGGAACAUCCCUGGGCAGAAGCAGCUUUACCCGGUGUAUACAACCCAGGAACACCCUGGUGGAGGGAUCCAGUAUAUCCCCUUUGAUGACCCCCGCAUUCGCCAUAUUUCCUCAGCCCUGGGUGGCAACUCCCUGACGGACGCUGACAAGAUCCGCCACAUCCGCAAUGAGCUUCCCAGCGUCACCGUGUCGGAACCUGCAUCCGACGACAGUGCCUUUUUGCCCCCGCCAUUGGGGCCUUUCAUCGCUGCCAAACUGGCCAAUGAUCCUAACCAGACGUCUUCUAGCAACUUCGACAAUGACAAUAACAGGUGGCACAGUGAUUUGCACAAAGAGACUGUCGAUAACUUCCCAGCAACUGACCAAAACUGCAACAACAGAUAUCCCAAAAACCAACGUCCUCCUCCAUCUCCCUCUUCAGCUUUCCAUGCCCCAUUAACAAGGAUGUCUUCUCACCAGGGGUCCAACUCAGAUCAGGUCUUUUCAGAAACCAUCACCCAAGUAAAGAAAAUUGCCCCAGAUUCAGGGCCAGAGAACAACAGAAACACAAAGAGAAGAGUGAGUGAAACCAUCUUCUGCCUUGUGUCUGUCCCUGUUCACACGCCGACUAACAUUAACAAAGACUUAGCGGCAGAUCAGAACAACAAUGAGACAAUGCCAAGCCUGACUGUCACCAGCACAGACACGUUCGCUGUGGGCCUCAAAGAGAGCCUGAAUGUGCGGAGUAAGUCUGUGAAUGAGAUGCCCAUCAGACCCCACUACUCUCAUUUUCACACCAGCAGCACAUCCUCAAUGAGGAACUACAAGAGGGCUCCUCUAAGGAAGGAGAUAAUAGAUGCCUGGGCACUUCAAGCUAAUGAAGACAAAGAGUUAUGCUACGCCGGGUCCUGGCCCGGAAAUCAGUACCGUAACCAGGAAACACAGACUGGAUCACCUUUGACAGUGGUGAAAAGUCCAGAACCACAGAGUCCUCCUAGGGGUCAAGAGCCUGUUCAGUCUGUCUCUGACAUAGCCACAGACAGUGGUCUGGGGACAGACACUAGCUCCCCUUAUGGUUACCCCAUGGCAGGCCAGAAAAACCUCCAUCUCUCUAGCAACAGCGCCUUCUCCCGUCUCAGCCUCAGCCCAACACAACCGUCAUCACUCCAACCCCCACCUCAAGACCCAUCCUCGCCAUCAAAGACACAGGAUCAAGGGGACCAGCAGCCAUCGUCUCCCAGGAAGAGCAGCUCCAGUCCCCCAGAGAGUGCAGAGCAAGUGGCCUUUGGUCAGUUCCUCUUAAAGCCCGUGAACCGACGACCCUGUGAUGCUAUUGGUGAACUGGAGAGCAUUAAUAAGGAAAUGGAAGACACAAUCAGCAAGAGACCCAAUGUUGGUCGCUGCAUUGACGAUAUUGAUGGGCUGAAUAAGAGAUUAGACCACUUUAAAUCAGGAGCACAUUACAAUGCUGGUCCAGAACCUGGCAGAGAAGCCAUUAGUCUUCCUCCAAUGCACAUAGAAAAACCCAACAUAAAAGUCAGAUCAAGGUCUUUGGCUUCUACCACUGAACUGGACUCAAUGGACAUUGGGAGUGCUUUCUCCAGGCCACAGGCCAACAACAUGCCACCAACAAAUGAGUUAUCAUUACUCCUCAACCCGAGCCCCAGAGACACCUGCCCUCCAUCCUCACUUCCCCUACACAAUGACUCAAACCUGCUCUAUAGACAGGACAUCCCAGUCCCUCAGGAGUCCUUGCUUCGGGAUGUGGGGUUAACAGUCUACACAGAGACUCCUGGUGGUCCUGGGGAGCCAAUGCACCGCUCACUCUCAGUCCCAUCUCCACUCGAUCAUAAGGAACUUGUUCAGCCAGUGCAGGUGAAUGAGUGCAAGACAGCUCCUGUUGAAUUUAGUGGUAGUCCUGAGCACAAGUCAAAUAAAGAGCUUAAAGCUGAGGCAGAGAGAAAUGCUAAAUCAGACAACAUUCCACCACCCAGGGGUAAGGUGAAUUUAACCAUCUGUAGGAGCAGGAGUGAAAGUAGCCGAUCACCUCAGAAGGAGGGGUCACCACAUAUCACUAGGUUGACCAGGGAGGUUUCUUUCGUGUUUGGGAUUGAUGAUGGUGAUAAGAGAUACGCCAUGUCUGAGCCUCUGACCUAUAAGAAUGAGUCAACCAUAGCAGAUAGGCACUUGGAGAGCUUACUAAUCCUGGAGAAAGCCAAUUCUUUACCUACAGAGGAUCUCAGCAAUCUGUAUGAGGUCAAAUGUGCAAAAGGUAUCCCUGAAAAUGAAUCCAUUGAGGAAAGGGCUGCUAGGAUCCUGGGUAUAUCCGUCCCAGUGGAAGCCUUGGGUGUGGCCGACAAAGAGUCAGAGGACAACCAGGACGAUAAAGACACCACUGUAAGUGAGAAACCACAAAGUCAAGCUGUAGAGACAGAGGAGGUGAUAGGAGAGUGUGAGCAAGUCAAAGAAGAAACCUUGAUUGUCCAGGAAGCAGAGACGGAGGAGGUCAAGGAAACAGGAUCAGGAGUGGACCACGAAGAAGGAGAAAGACAAAAGCACAGCGGCAACCACAGUGAUGGUGAAGACAGUGAAGACACAGAGAUUCAGUCCCUGGUUGUACUGGACAUGCCCGAGUUCCCACCCAGUAAGCUUCCCCUAUCCCUACCUGUCACCCCUGAUGAGAAGCUAGCACUUAGCAUGUGCAGUGUGGAAAAGAGGGAGCGAGGUGGAGCAGGUAAACUAAUUGAAACCGUGCAAGAUAAGCUACACUCUUCCACUUCGUCAUCUGCUACAUCUUUGGGCAGGUCAACCCCAGAUAGGAUGGCCAAUCUAAAAGAGCUGGACUCAGUGUCUCGAUUAAGACACCUCAGUAAGGGUUCAGACUCUGAAGAGAGGGAUGGUAGCAGAGAGGAGACUGAAGAUCAGGAAGAGACAAAGGAGGAGGCUGUAGAACAACCAGAAGAAGAAGAAGCUAAUCAUGUUGAGGCAGAAGGAGGGAAGGAGGAAGAAAACCCUGACGAACAAAAUGCAUAUGAAAUGCAUGACAAGUUGGGAGAUCCUGAAGAAGCUUGUAUACCUAAAGAGGAAGUGAAUGAAGAGAUAUGCGAGAAAGAGCAAAGUGAAAAGGAUGUAGAAGAGAUGAAUGUUGAGAUAAAAGCAGAAAAUGAGGGGAGUAAAGAAGAGGUUGUUGAAUUAAAAACAGAAGAGCCAGAAGGAGAGUUGGAGCUGAAAUGCGUGGAGGUCGACAAAGAAAAGCCUGUGGAGAUGGGAAGAGAUGGGCAGACUUUGGCAGACAUCGCUAGAGCUGAGGCAGCACAAGGCACCCAGGGAGGAAUGCUGCCCAAACCAAAGCAGCGCACCAGGCUCAAGAAGCCUCCCCUGCUUCCUAAACCUCGCAGUGUCCCCAAGAGAGAAAUAAUGCUACCACUCAGCUUCAGCACUGGGACCUGUGGCCCCUCAAAUAUGGAGGAAGAAGAGAUGCUCCCUGUCUCUGACUCCUACGACCCCAGUCGAGUGGAGAGAGUGUAACCUCUGACACUGCCUUCUCCACUGUGGAAAUCUGUCUUUCUCAAGUUAACAGCUUUUUCCAACAACAAAGGCUUUCAUCUCACCUCACGACUUAGUCAGCUGUGACCCCUCCAAUAUUGUCACACAUUACUUCUCACAGAACUGACUGUCCUGGUGCUGCGAGAGCAUUUUUACAGCCAAAUAAAGGCACUGCUGGUGCCAAUUCUCCAGGCCUUUUCAACCUCGGCGUUCCUCAUCCUUCCAUUCUCUCCACCUCUCAGAAAGUUAAUUUGCUCAAGCAAGCAGACUUCCUUCUUUUGAAGUUGUCUUCCUUUGCUUUUGGAAAAAAGGCACGUCAUUUACUCCCGUCUGCGCUUGGGCUCCUUCUCGAGCUUGGGUGUUGAAAAUAUGAAUGUAAAAGUGCUUCUGCUCAACAAACAAAAGAAAUGUAACGGCUAAAACAACGAGAAGGCAACAGUAUUGCAUUACAAUCAGUAUUAUUAACCACACCAAAUGUAAAUAAGAAAGAGUUAUAAGAUUUUAUGAAGAAUAUAAAAAAUCAAUUUAAGACAUUUAAUUGCUGAAGAAAUGUAUAUUUUCUUAUCUAUGUUAAGAAAAAGACUAGAUUUUUGGAAGUGUAGUCUUUGGGUGUGCUACUAAUGAAACCCUGUGCUCCUUAUUCUUAUACUUGUGUGAUAGAGAAUGUACUCAGAGAGUCUGGAUUGCAAUGGGAAAAACACUGUGGUCCUUGAAUAGUUUCACUCAAGAGCAAUAUAGUCGUCUUAUACGAGAUGUUCGUGACAUGAUUUGAGUAGUAAGUCUCCAUUUCAAGGAGCUGAUCGCAUUUAAAUGUCGUGCUUUAAAGCUCUACCUUUUGGUACAAGUGUUAGGUUUGCACUGCUGAGAUUAUUGGCUUAAUGUUACCAGUGAGCACCUGAUAAUCUCUUCAAAUACUCAGAGAUUACAGUUGAGGGAUUCAUAUUUGCACCCUCCCUGUUCUCCGGUGCUGUCGGCCUCGGUCUCAUCAUCAGCAGUCGCAGCGUGUAUCACAAACGUCCGAUUUAAGUGUUAUUUUUGUUAAUCCUCAUACUGUUGAAGAAGAAAAUCUAUAUUUUGUGGCAUUAACAGAAGUCUAUAUUUAACCGUGGAGUUUAUUCUUUGUUCACAUCUUGGUUUCUGUGUGAUUUCAGAAGUGCUUUUUUGCAGGAAACGAUAGAUGUAGCUAUAUUGAUCGCAGUGUGCCUUGUACACACUGUUUCUGUGGAGAACUUCAUUUGUGUGUAACACAUCCAGUGUUGUUGGUUUUAUGAAUCCUGAUUUAAACUGGACAUGAGUAACUCAUUUUUACUUUCAUGACAACAGAUACAUUUGGAGUUUUUUGGCAAUAAUAAUAAUAAUAAUAAUAAUGAUAAUGUUUAGCUGAAGAAGCUUACUAUUGAUGCUGUACAGAACAUUGCUGUUGGGAUACUAAUUGCAGUAUCUAAACACGUUCAAUAAUUUAAUGUUGACAUAUCAGUGCUUUAUAAGUUGUGGGCAUAACUGGCAAUUGGUUAACACUCACUUUACUUAUGGGGUAGCAAUACGAGAAAUUAAAACACAUACCAAACCAAACUUUAUGCUAUGCAUUGGACAUCUACAUUCACUGGGUUUAGCACCAAAAUUAUAAAUUAAAAACUGCAACUUCUGGUUUGCUUGUUUGACUCUGUCACCCGUCGAUCCAGCUGUGUGUGAUGUUGUCGUUGGAUCUGGAUGUAGACAUGUUGCACGGAGGUGGCUCUGCCUGGAGUUCAUCGGUGGAAGCUCGGUGCGAGGUUUUGUCUUUGUCCUGUUACCAGCCCAGUACCCAUACCUCUGUGUUCCAGGUAAUGUGUUAUCUGGUCGUUCUCGUAGGUCUUUUUGUACUGCAAGUUCUUUGUAACAUGAUAUAGACUAUUGGUGCACAUCUUGCUUUGAUAUUUUCUAUUUUCAUACAGAAGUAUGUACAGCUUCUUUUGUAUGCGCAGCAUUUUUUUUCUCUCUCUCUCUUUUUUUUUGUGCAUGAAAUGCGUAAGAAGUCACACAGAGAAGGUGUAUUUGCAUAUAAUUGCAUUUGGUACUAUAUAGUCUAUCCAAUAAACAACUGUUAUAUUUCAUAUAAUGUAUAUUUUAUUUUCAAAAAGUUAUGCUACAUAUUUAAAACAGAACAGGUAUUUUUAGAUUAUUGUGAAAAGGGAACUGUUUGUGAAGGCACAAUAUUUGUCUACGUCUGAAAUGAUCAUUAAGAAUGAUCAGAUGUAGAGACAACUGUGUGCUGUUGUACAGUUACUGCAGAGUAUUCAUAAAUAAAGUCUUUGCAUGAAA
Molecule: messenger RNA, 8554 nt
Organism: Acanthopagrus latus (yellowfin seabream)
Lineage: Eukaryota; Metazoa; Chordata; Actinopteri; Spariformes; Sparidae
Gene: jcada
Product: junctional cadherin 5 associated a
Exons: 5
Coding region: 1316-6235 (1639 amino acids)
Biological process (GO): positive regulation of blood vessel endothelial cell proliferation involved in sprouting angiogenesis
Cellular component (GO): ruffle membrane; adherens junction
Source: RefSeq, a predicted model, not a curated record